This is a messenger RNA of Sabethes cyaneus, 1636 nucleotides long. RefSeq names its product gamma-butyrobetaine dioxygenase-like. Bases 117 to 1541 code for a protein of 474 amino acids. Gene Ontology annotation, cellular component: mitochondrion. Gene Ontology annotation, molecular function: oxidoreductase activity. The transcript is spliced from 3 exons. Lineage: Eukaryota; Metazoa; Arthropoda; Insecta; Diptera; Culicidae. The record is from RefSeq and is a predicted model, not a curated record. Gene Ontology annotation, biological process: carnitine biosynthetic process.
CUGUUGUCGUUCAGCACGCGUUCGACCGACAAACCGGUAUUCAGAGGCAAGGUUAAACAAUCAACGUCGGCUCAGCAGGAUCAAAGUCCAGUCAGUUGAACGAAAUACUACACACAAUGUUGGCGCUUCGCAAUUUUAACCCGCGAUUAGUACACCAACUGGGCACAUCUCUUAUCAAGCGACGGCGUCGAACAUGGCCCGCUUCUUGUACUGCGGGAAGGCCUUAUCAGGUGGUUGCCACCUGCAGUAGUCAACCCUUCCGUGGGAUUCAUUCACAGCAAGUGUUACGAAAAACAGUCAGUGUCAGUGAUGUGCAAAACCAACCGGCAGAAUCGAACCAAAUUCCACUGAUAAGCUCGGCCUCACUAGAAUGUGUUGAUGCCGGAGAUAAGCAGCAGCAGUUUCAAUGUCUGGUGGUUGAACUCACCGAUGGUCGGCGGUACGAGUUCCCCCCGGUGUGGUUGCGCGAUAAUUGCCAGUGUUUGGAUUGUUUUCAUCCGAAGUCCUACAGUCGUGUCUUGAACUGGGAAUCAUUCGACGUGGAUGGCGUACAACUGAGCGAGUGUGUGGUCACUGAAGAUCGAAAUGAGUUGGAGCUGAUUUGGAGUGAUGGACAUCGAUCGCGGUUCAGUAGCGGAUGGUUGGUUGAAAGGAAUUUUACCGAAGACAGUAGACGGCGAUAUCUGAACGAAUGGUACAGACCACGGCCAAGGCUGUGGGCCAAGCGAGAGUUUGGUGAAAUUUUGAAAAAGUUUGAGUUUGGGGAUGUGAUCGAUUCAGACGAAGCACUGCAAGGAUGGAUCGAAGCGCUGAUUCGGUACGGUGUGGUGAUGAUUAAAAAUGCUCCCCUCCAAGAGACGGUAUGCCGACGGUUGGCUGACCGGGUUGGAUUUAUUCGGAAAACUCACUACGGUGAGGAAUUCAUCGUUAAGGCUAAGGAGGGUACAAGUAAUGUAGCUUACCUAUCCACGCCUUUGCAGAUGCAUACGGAUUUGCCCUAUUACGAUUACAAACCGGGUUGCAAUUUACUGCACUGUCUAGUUCAAUCACGAUCUAUUGGGGGACAGAAUCUGAUCGCCGAUGCUUUUUAUGUAGCCGAUCGUAUUCGGAUGGAAUAUCCGGAGGAGUUCAAACUGUUGAGUGAAACUUUAGUGAACUGGACUGAUGUUGGCGAGGAUGAAGGUGGACAAUUUCACAGCAUCUAUCGAGCACCAGUUAUUUGCAUUGGUCGGGACGGUAAUUUGGAACGAAUCAAUCACAGUGUUCCGCAGAGAGAUAGUUUCUUUAACGUUCCACUGGCCAGUGUGGAGCCAUGGUAUCGAGCGAUGGCACGAUUCGUACGGCUUAUUCAUCAGGAAGCGGUUGAAUUUAAAACUGAACCCGGAGAUAUUUUGACUUUCAGUAACAUAAGAAUGGUUCAUGGAAGGACAGGUUAUGAGGAUACAGAUGAUAACACUCGGCACAUCAUCGGAGCUUAUCUCGAUUGGGAUGAAAUUUACUCAAAACUGCGUGUGCUGAAGCGCAGUUUAAAAGAUUUCUAGCCUGGCUGACUAAUGUGUGCCAUGGUUGAAUGCAAUUCUAUUAAGAGUGUAAAUAUAUCAAAUUUUUGUAUCAAUUUGACGUGAAUAAAAAAUAU